AUGGCAGAAUCCAGGCGUGAGGAGGAGGAGGAGAAGGAAGGGGAGCGCACAAGCCAGGCAUCGGAUGGUGCUGAAAGAACCAAGAACCAAGAACAUUUGCAUUCCAGUUCGGGGCCUCUUUCCUCAAUACGAGCUGCUAUCAAACGAACGAGAACAAACUCUCAGAGCAACAACAGAGACAGGAGGCGACCACAGAUCACCUUUGUAGCAGCAGAGCCUCUGACAAGUAACACCUGGUUCACAGGAUCCUCAGUGGUUUCCCCUCCUCCUCAGCCAGGCUCUGUGUCCCCAGUGAUCAAAGAGAAGACUGGGGAGGAACACGCCGUAAAGCCCACUGCAGCCCCCCGCCGGAGCAGCUGCACAGCCACAAGCGCCACACAGACUCAUCCUGCCGCUGCCGUCACACAGCGUGGUGACACUCCUCCGUUGGCUGAGAAAAGACCUGCUGGUACAAAGCCACAAAAGCCACCCAGGCCCUCGCUGCCGAAACAAGCAGACAGAGAAGGAGCAGAGAAGGUUGUGACAAAUACUGCAGCACUCACGAACGCUGAGGACCAAAGUGAUCCUGACUCUGGUGGAAAGCAACUUCAACAGCAAGACUCCACGCACACGUGCACCCGAUCUGUAACUGUCCACUGGAACAUUCCCGUAAACCAUCCUUCUGUUGCCCCUGAACCUGGUGACGCCACUCUUUCACCUUCAAACUCCAAUCGCAGCCAACGUCCCGUUCCACGCCCUCGCACGAAAUCCCUUAAGCAAGCAACCGAAGAGGAGGCCAAAGUUCAGACUUUGGUCGAAAUCAGUGAAAGUUUUGAGGAUAUUCAAUCUGAUAACCAGGAGUUCCACUCAAAUAAGUAUUUAAAGGAGUUGUUGGAGGUUUUCGGUGCAGAUAACGAGUGCGAGCAGGGCGGUGGCAUCACUGAUCAAGCCGACAAAUCCUCGCAAAGUGAAGAUGCUCCUGACGAGAUGAGCGGCAGCAACAAUCAACGUAGCAUCCGGGCCAAGAUCCAGGCCUUUGAGAGCCAGGCUACCGGCGAGGACGGAAAUGGGAAUGAAUCUAGCAAACCGCAGCUUCCUGCCAGGAAGCCAUCCAUUAGGCCUCCAGUUGCUGCUAAACCUUUUGUAGCUCUCAAACCUCCGUUUACCCCGAGUAUAGACAAUGACAGUCAAAACAUAUCGGGGGCAAACAUCUUUAAAAACGCUACGACAGCCCCCAGACCUCAGCCUCCUGAGAAACCCGCAGGUCGAUCAAUAAGGGAGGAGCUGGAGGCUUUACACAGCAAGGGUGCCAUGUCACAAAUAUCACGCCCUUCGCUGACCAGAAUCAGUCAGGUGUAUGAGGAAGAAUCUUCAUCUUUUCCACCUGAACCUUCACCUUUUCCACCUAAACCUCCAGUGAAGGAACCACUCAAACCCAAUCUGAAUAUAAACAACCACAACUCAGCCUCCGUGGUCAGAGAGAAUGAGUGUGUGGAGACUCCAAUAAAUCUGAUGCCAUUUAAACCACCGCGUAACUCUAACGUCAAUGGGGGCUCCGUCACCGUGCCAAGCCUGCCGAAACGACCAACCACCAUCAGGGUCCCCAGCAAAACCAGUUCAGAUUCCUCCUGGGAUGAUCCUCCUCCUCUUCCAAUUCAGAACCCUGUGGGCUCACUAAACAACUCAAUGAACCACAAAAAAAGCCUGCAGUCCAGCUUGUCCCUCCAGGAGCCUUUCAGUGCUAUGCCAAUGCCAUCUCUGCCGCCUCGGAAGCCAAGUGUGAACAAAAGCCUCCCACCUCGCCCACCUGCAGCCAAAAUAGCCCCGGGAAGGCCUCCCCAAAGCUUCAAAGCCACAGGUCGCUCUCAGUCACUGUCAUGGGACACGUCACCUAAACUCCAGCCAGAGAAGCCCCACAGGAAAGAACUCGUCUUACCCCCAAGGCCCAAUCCAGGCCACCGCCUCUACAACAAAUACACUUUGCAGCUUCCCCAUGGGAUUGCAAGCUUCGACUACAAAGGGAGUAAUUCAAGAGAGCUGUCAUUCCAGAAAAACGAAGUGCUGCUGCUGCUUAGAGAAAUUAAUCACAAUGAAUUGGAGUGCCAAGUUGGACAAAAUAGAGGAAAAGUCCACAGGUCCCGCAUGAAGAUUAUAACUCCCCUUUCCUCGGAUGAAUCUUCACCACAGGGUGCUGACCAAACUGGGCUAAAGGUGCAGGUCGUACAUGACUUCGAUCCAGAGGGCCCCGGAGAGCUGAGUCUGAGAGCGGGAGAUAUCGUGACCAUGGUGGAGAAGGUGGACAGCGAGUGGUACAGAGGCACCUGUAGGGGAUCUACUGGUUUCUUUCCCAUCAAUCAUGUCAAAGUCCUGUUGGAUUCACCAAAACCCCUCCCAGAAAGGAAACCAAAGCCGCCACCAACACCCGCAAAAGUCAGUGGUCCCAGGUGUAUGGCGAGGUUCGACUUUGAAGGGGAGCACAGUGAUGAGCUGUCGUUCUCUGAGGGUGAUGUGAUCCAGCUGAAGGAGUAUAUGGGACAGGACUGGGCACGGGGACAGAUCGGCGUCCACACUGGCAUCUUCCCCCUUAACUUUGUAGACGUCAUUGAAGAUCUGCCUCCACCCCCGAGUCAGAAACCCAGUAAGAAGGUCGCACUGCCUGGGAUGGCUGCUGCUUCUCCCAGCAUACACCCUGAGGCUGCCAAACCUGCUCAGGCGUCUCACUCUGACGUGGAGUGGGUGGUGGCUCUGUAUGAUUAUGCAGGGAGGACAGAGGAAGAGCUGUCCUUUCAACAGGGCGACUGCAUCCUCGUCACCAAGCACAUCGAUGCUGAGUGGAGCUGUGGCAGGCUCAACGGCAGGGAGGGCCUCUUCCCCAGGAAUUAUGUGGAAAGCACCACAGGCCAGCAGCCGUUUAAUAACCAGGAGAAUGGAGCUGCUGGAGGCGGGAGAGCCAGGGCUCUGUACAGCUUCACAUCAACCUGCGAUGAGGAGCUCUCCCUGCGGGUUGGGGAUAUUAUAACCAAUCUCGAGUCCAUAGAUGAUGAAUGGUUUUUGGGGGACCUGAGGGGCAAACGGGCCUUGGUUCCUAAAAACUACGUGCAAGUACUGGAUUAAAGCUACACGGACUGCUGCUCGGUGCAAAGCACAGCUGGAUGACCAAAAGCUCCAAUGACUUAUUCACAGCAGCAGAAGCCUGAACUGAUUUUAAGCUGAAUGCAGUAUUCUAUCUACAAGUAGUACAACUUUAAGUCCACUUGAAAAAUGUUUACUGAAUAAUCAAUAAAAA
Pelmatolapia mariae (spotted tilapia) is the source of this 3265-nucleotide messenger RNA. It is a transcript of the gene sh3d19, whose product is annotated as SH3 domain containing 19. The coding region runs from base 1 to 3093 and encodes 1030 amino acids. The transcript is spliced from 21 exons. Gene Ontology annotation, biological process: protein transport to vacuole involved in ubiquitin-dependent protein catabolic process via the multivesicular body sorting pathway. The record is from RefSeq and is a predicted model, not a curated record. Gene Ontology annotation, molecular function: protein binding. NCBI's taxonomy places the organism in Eukaryota, Metazoa, Chordata, Actinopteri, Cichliformes, Cichlidae. Gene Ontology annotation, cellular component: ESCRT-0 complex.